Phialemonium atrogriseum is the source of this 3826-nucleotide messenger RNA. RefSeq lists its product as uncharacterized. The record is from RefSeq and is a predicted model, not a curated record. Lineage: Eukaryota; Fungi; Ascomycota; Sordariomycetes; Cephalothecales; Cephalothecaceae. The coding region runs from base 496 to 3444 and encodes 982 amino acids. The transcript has 2 exons.
UGCUGUGCUUGUCUGGGCCCGUGUGGCCCCUGUCCCGUCACGCCAGAAAGUGUAACUGAGAUCACGUGCUAGGUCACUAAUUGGUGGCUCCAUGUCACGGCCGGAAGGGGUUUAGCGCCAAAUUUAACCUUGCCUGGCUUCCCGUAGCAGAACAAGACACUUGCUGGAUGAGCGACAGCCCUCUGGUUUUCCCCCUUGCACACAACCGUGUAUCGAGAAUAUAAAUCCAAAACGUCGUAUGAAGACCCGAGACGAGUCAGUACUGGCCCUUGGGAUUGUCUUACGAGUUCAGGCGGUGGUUUUGGAUGACUUUUGCCCUGCCAACCUGCUGGUUGCCGACGACAAAGAUUUUGGAGUUGCACCCAGGCGAACCUCUUGUCCAUCGCGAACACGCGAAGCGCGCGACAAUCCGAGCUAGGUAGGGACCGCAAACCACCAAACCACCAAACCCUCCAAACCCGAUCCUCGGCAGCCACAUUUGUCUUCCUGCCCACCAUGGCCUCCCCUGCCGUCGCAGCUCUCCCAGUGAACGGCACCACUUCAAUGCCCCGCGCCGACUCGCCCUCGUCAAUCAAUUCGUCAACAAAGCGAAAACGCAACGAGAGCGAAGACUCCGCGGCCGGACUCGACCGCAACCAUGCGAGCGAAGAAACCACCAAUAGCACCUAUAGACAGCCAGAUCAAAAAGCCCUUGUCCAAGAUUACUUUGAUAUCUUAAGAACAUACGACACGGAUAUUGCCAUUCUCAAACGUCCCCUGCACGAAAGCGACCCGGUCGAUGAGCCUCGGGCCAAGCGACAGAAGUCCGACGAGACCGCCGUUGUCACCACGAUUGAGGGCAAAGUCAAGCAGGGUGGCUACAACACUCUAGAAGACCUUGUCUUAGACAUCACACAGGUGGUCAAAACUCUGCUGGCAACACCAAAAUCAGCGGAAUCUGGCGACGACUCUCUCGUGUCCGAAGAGAUGAUUGCCAAAGCCGUCAAGUUCAAGGACAAGGCCCACCAGCUGUUCAGGCGCGAACUUGCUUAUCCCCAGCUCGACCCGUUCCAGCCAGACAUGGCCGGGCCGAAGGAUGAUCAAAAUGGCAAGGGGCCUGUGUCCCUCAUGAUCUAUUCUAACACGAGCGCUGGGAGGAGGCCUCUGCUUACCAGCCUCCAACAGCGUCCUGGUCCCGAGUACGAAGGAGAAGGGACCCCGGCGACCAUCUCCAAUACCAACUUGCCGGACGGCGUGUACGUGGCGCAACCGGGCCCCGAGCUGUCGGCAAGUGAGAAGCCUGGCCGGUCACUCACAUUGGGCGAACUCUUCCCAUCUCCUCGAAACCUGCCUCCUCUUCAACCCCACAAACCCGCCAAGAGUACGAUCAAGAACAACGUGCUGACGUUCUACCAUCCCGAACUCACCAACCAGUCGAAAUUUCGAUCUGGUACAUAUUUCUCGCAAAAUCUGUCGACGGGACAGUGGUUGGAUUACAGCAACGCGACACCGUCAUCGCAUAUCAAGACAAAGCAACGGCAAAGAGCCCAAAGUCUUGCUGGGCACAAACCUUCCUCGACCGAGCUUGAGAUGUCGGAGAUGGAGGCCCUGUUCCGAGGAGCUUUCUCCAGCUUCGCUCCUUGUAAGGACGACACGGCGGCCAUGGUCUCGUCCGGCCAGCUAAGCCAUAUGUACUGGCAACAAUGGGGCCGGAGGAAUCUCCAGCGAAUGAUCGAGUCCGAGGUGCCCGGUGACGAGGAUGCCGACGGCCCCGACGAUCUGGCCAUAGACAUCGACGAAGAACUCAUUCAGGAAGCCAUUGACAACUGGGAUGAUGCCGCGGUUGACCCCAGCUUAGCGCACGUCAUGGGAGAGAAGUCUGACCAGGACAAAGAAGUGGACGACCUUCUCGAAGAAGUUUCGAAUCUAAUUGAAACGCUUGCGUCCUACCAACGCAACAGAAACCUGACGCUGCCAACGAGCCAGGACCGGAACUCGACUGACCCCCCUAAUGGCGACAUGCUCCGGAACGGUUCCCUUGCUCACCAGCCCACCGAAGAAGAGAUGCUGACGUAUGAGGCACUAAAGUCCCAGCUUUCCCUGAUCAUUCAGACCUUGCCUCCAUUUGCUGUGGCUCGGAUCAAUUCCAACAAGCUGGAAGAACUGAACAUCAGCACGAAGAUCCAGAUUCGUACCAACGAAUACAAGGGAGUGAUGGAGGAGGACGAGCCAGCAGCUCGCGCCAGGCAGGCAGCGGCUCAAGCCUCGGGUUCCGGUCAGCGAGCGCCCCACCGGACGCCAAGCGUCCCUGCGGGCGUACCAUACGCAAACCAUCAAUAUGGUGGCCAGUAUGGGCCGACAAGCCGCUCACCGAUGCCCAACACGCCGCACUUCCCUCAGACGCCAAUCCGGUCGCAACCCAACAUGUACCAGAGGUCGGCGUCAACGGUGUCCAUACCGCAGCCGCACCAGGCCCAAGCCCGGCCACCGCCGCAACAACAGCCAUAUCGGACACCCAGUGGCUAUGGUGGAUUGGCCCCACAACUCGCAAAAUCCCAAACCCCGUACGGGCACUCCAACAUGCCUCAGUAUGCCGGUGGCGUAUCAGGCCAGCCGCGAAUGCACCCUCAUCAAGGUUACCCGAACAUGGGUCAGGCCGCUACGCCAAACCACCGGUACACACCGAGCUACCCGGCAGGAUACCCUCAACAGCAGCAAAUGCACCCACAGCCUCACGCUCAACAGAGGCAAUACCCUCCUCAGUAUAUGAACGGUGCUGCUCAGAUGCCCCAGCGGACAAUGUCGCCACAAGUCCCUACUCAGGCGCAUACGUACAGCCAGUCUCCAACACCUCCUCAGCAGCAUCAGCAGAUCAGCCGUCCUGCCUACGGAACCCCAGCCCAAGUAAUCCCCCCUAAUGUCCGCCACUACAACUCCGCUUCGCCGGGCAUACCACAGCAAGCAGGACAACAGGCAGGACAACAGGCAGGACAACAGGCAGGACAACAGGCAGGACAACAGGCAGGACAACAGGCAGGACAGCAGGCAGGUGAACAGACAGGGCAGCAGGCGGGACAGCAGGUUGGUAAUCGUUCCGUCGUUGGCAUCACGGGCUACCAUACAGUCAUGGGUGAUGCACAGCAGCAGCAGGUACUGGAGCAGGCUCGCCAGCAGGCCCAGGCACGUCAUGAAGCCCAGGCGCGGACAAUUGGCUACGGCACCAAAGCCCCACAGGGGGAAAUCGCGGGCCUCGCAGGGAUCGGUCUCACCGGCAACGUUGAUUACCAGAAGCUGGCCGCCGCGCGAGCGAGGGGGGCGGUCAUGGGUAACAACAGCACGUCCCCGAGUCCGAGGCCCGGGGGCAUAAACGGGGCUGGUGCAGUCCCUCCUGCCACAUCAGAUUCGCCGGCACAAGGCAGUGAUGGGAGCCCGGUUCCCGCGGGCGGGUUCAGCCAUCCUUCUUGAACUGGAGAGAUCAUUUUAGAGACUUUGUGCUUCAAUUCUACGCUUUAGGUAGCAGUCAGAUUUCCGGACGCAGGCCGAGUUCGAUGCUAAGCAGGUUAAGGAGGGAGGGGCCGGGGGUCAAUUCAAUACGCCAGUCAUUCUGGGAUUGCCGGGCUUGGCAUUGAACCAUCCGGUGUGCCGGACAGGGGCUGUAUCCCGGGCAGAGAGCAUGGCUGAGACGAGACAAUACUGACCAGGAAGGGAUUUGUCCUUGUGGGAGCCAAGGCGUGUAUAAUGAUAAGGAGGGAAAAGUGAAUCGUGGUAGAUUCAGGAGUUGGUUUUUUCUUUUCUUCUGCAAGGAUGUGGACGUUUAAGCGUGGGUCAGGUCAACGGGAUAAGGCUC